AUGUCCCGAUUGGUUCCGUAUUUGGUAACACCGGAACCCAAGCGAAUUGCUCGUUUCAUUGGGGGUUUGGCCCCAGAAAUCAAAGCCAGUGUAAAGGCAUCUCGACCUGCUACUUUUAGGUCAGCAGCUGAUCUAUCUUUAUCCCUUACUUUGGAUGCGGUCAGGCUGAGAUCGCUUAAGAACUCGGAAGAGAGUAAGAGAAUACGUGAGGACGAUAACUCACGAUGGUCUGAGAAGAAGCAUAAGGGAAACACAGACCACAAGAAGAAGUCUGGAUCUAGCAAGGGUAGUCAGCAAGCGGAUGAGAAGCCAAAGUGCAAAACCUGCCAGAAACGUCACUUUGGAAAAUGCAGGUUUGAAUCCAAGUCUCAAACAAGAUCGUCUGCAUGUGGGUUAUGCAAGUCCAAGGAGCACAAGACAUUAGACUGCAAGAAAAUAAAGGAUGCGACGUGCUAUAACUAUAACGAAAAGGGGCACAUCAAGACCAACUGCCCUAAAUAUGCCAAAAAGCCUGAAGAGGUCAAGAAGACCAAUGCAAGGGUCUUUCGAAUGGAUGCACGAGAAGCUGUUCAGGAUGAUAAUGUGAUAACAGUUAAAACCCUAAACGUGAAAUAUGAGGUAGAAUUGGCGGAUGGUACCUUAGAGACAGCCUCAACUUUAUAG
This is a messenger RNA of Helianthus annuus (common sunflower), 663 nucleotides long. RefSeq lists its product as uncharacterized. The coding region runs from base 1 to 663 and encodes 220 amino acids. The transcript has 3 exons. Gene Ontology annotation, molecular function: nucleic acid binding; zinc ion binding. The record is from RefSeq and is a predicted model, not a curated record. Lineage: Eukaryota; Viridiplantae; Streptophyta; Magnoliopsida; Asterales; Asteraceae.